This is a messenger RNA of Rangifer tarandus platyrhynchus (Svalbard reindeer), 3663 nucleotides long. Lineage: Eukaryota; Metazoa; Chordata; Mammalia; Artiodactyla; Cervidae. The record is from the annotation of a GenBank genome assembly.
AUGGGCGACGUGGCCAACAGUUCCAUCGAGUUCCACCCCAAACCCCAGCAGCAGCGGGAGGCCCCACAUGCAGGCGGCUUCGGGUGCACGCUGGCCGAGCUGCGCUCCCUCAUGGAGCUCCGGGGGGCUGAGGCACUGCAGAAAGUCCAGGAGGCCUAUGGGGACGUGGGCGGGCUCUGCAGGAGGCUGAAGACCUCACCCACCGAGGGCCUGGCUGACAACGCCAAUGACCUGGAGAAGCGCAGGCAGAUCUACGGGCAGAACUUCAUCCCCCCAAAGCAGCCCAAGACCUUCCUACAGCUGGUGUGGGAGGCCCUGCAGGAUGUGACCCUCAUCAUCCUGGAGGUGGCCGCCAUCGUAUCCCUGGGCCUCUCAUUCUAUGCACCUCCGGGGGAGGAGAGCGAAGCCUGUGGGAACGUGUCGGCUGGGGCGGAAGACGAAGGGGAAGCCGAGGCGGGCUGGAUCGAGGGGGCCGCCAUCCUGCUGUCUGUCAUCUGCGUGGUUCUGGUCACGGCCUUCAACGACUGGAGCAAAGAGAAGCAGUUCCGAGGCCUGCAGAGUCGCAUAGAGCAGGAGCAGAAGUUCACCGUCAUCCGGAACGGGCAGCUCCUCCAGGUGCCCGUGGCCGCGCUUGUGGUGGGGGACAUCGCCCAGGUCAAGUAUGGAGACCUGCUGCCUGCCGACGGCGUGCUCAUCCAGGGCAACGACCUCAAGAUCGAUGAGAGCUCCCUGACGGGCGAGUCGGACCAUGUGCGCAAGUCAACAGACAAGGACCCCAUGCUGCUGUCAGGCACUCAUGUCAUGGAAGGUUCUGGAAGAAUGGUGGUGACGGCUGUGGGUGUGAACUCCCAGACGGGCAUCAUCUUUACCUUGCUUGGAGCUGGUGGAGAGGAGGAAGAGAAGAAGGAUAAGAAAGGCAAGCAGCAGGAUGGGGCGAUGGAGAGUAGCCAGACCAAAGCAAAGAAGCAGGAUGGGGCUGUUGCCAUGGAAAUGCAGCCCCUGAAGAGUGCAGAGGGUGGAGAGAUGGAGGAGCGGGAAAAGAAGAAAGCCAACGUGCCCAAGAAGGAGAAGUCGGUCCUACAGGGAAAGCUCACCAAACUGGCCGUGCAGAUUGGGAAAGCAGGGCUGGUGAUGUCCGCCAUCACUGUUAUCAUCCUGGUCCUCUACUUCGUGAUCGAGACCUUCGUCAUAGAUGGCCGGGCAUGGCUGGCAGAGUGCACACCUGUCUAUGUGCAGUACUUCGUCAAGUUCUUCAUCAUCGGUGUCACCGUGCUGGUUGUGGCUGUCCCUGAGGGCCUGCCUCUUGCUGUCACCAUCUCCUUAGCUUACUCCGUCAAGAAAAUGAUGAGGGACAACAACCUGGUCCGCCACCUGGAUGCCUGCGAGACCAUGGGCAAUGCCACGGCCAUCUGCUCCGACAAGACGGGCACGCUCACCACCAACCGCAUGACUGUGGUGCAGUCCUACCUCGGGGACACCCACUACAAAGAGGUUCCAGCCCCCAGUGCCCUGACCCCCAAGAUCCUCGACCUCCUGGUCCACGCCAUCUCCAUCAACAGUGCCUACACCACCAAAAUACUACCUCCAGAGAAGGAAGGCGCCCUCCCACGCCAAGUGGGCAACAAGACGGAGUGCGCUCUGCUUGGCUUCGUCCUGGACCUCAAGCGGGACUUCCAGCCAGUGCGGGAGCGGAUUCCUGAAGAUAAGCUUUAUAAGGUGUACACCUUCAACUCGGUCCGCAAGUCCAUGAGCACAGUCAUCCGCACGCCUGACGGCGGCUUCCGCCUCUUCAGCAAGGGCGCCUCAGAGAUCCUGCUGAAAAAGUGCACCAACAUCUUGAACAGCAAUGGGGAACUCCGCAGCUUUCGCCCUCGAGACCGGGAUGACAUGGUGAAGAAGAUCAUUGAGCCGAUGGCCUGCGAUGGGCUCCGCACCAUUUGCAUUGCCUACCGGGACUUCACCGCUGCCCAGGAGCCUGACUGGGACAACGAAAACGAGGUGGUGGGCGACCUCACCUGCAUAGCCGUCGUGGGCAUCGAGGACCCUGUGCGGCCCGAGGUCCCUGAAGCUAUCCGCAAAUGUCAGCGGGCCGGCAUCACAGUCCGCAUGGUGACGGGGGACAACAUCAACACAGCCCGCGCCAUUGCGGCCAAGUGCGGCAUCAUCCAGCCCGGGGAGGACUUCCUGUGCCUGGAGGGGAAAGAGUUCAACCGUAGGAUCCGAAACGAGAAAGGCGAGAUAGAGCAGGAGCGUCUGGACAAGGUGUGGCCUAAGCUGAGGGUCCUGGCGCGAUCAUCUCCCACCGACAAACAUACUCUGGUUAAAGGGAUCAUUGACAGCAACACGGGUGAGCAACGGCAGGUGGUGGCCGUGACAGGAGAUGGCACCAAUGACGGGCCAGCCCUCAAGAAGGCGGAUGUGGGCUUCGCCAUGGGCAUCGCAGGGACGGACGUGGCCAAGGAGGCCUCGGACAUCAUCCUGACGGACGACAACUUCACCAGCAUUGUCAAGGCUGUCAUGUGGGGCCGCAACGUCUAUGACAGCAUCUCCAAGUUCCUGCAGUUCCAACUGACGGUCAACGUGGUGGCCGUGAUCGUGGCCUUCACAGGCGCCUGCAUCACUCAGGACUCUCCUCUCAAAGCUGUGCAGAUGUUGUGGGUGAACUUGAUCAUGGACACAUUUGCCUCUCUGGCCCUGGCAACAGAGCCACCCACUGAGUCACUGCUGCUGCGGAAGCCAUACGGCCGGGACAAGCCCCUGAUCUCACGGACCAUGAUGAAAAACAUCCUGGGCCAUGCCGUCUACCAGCUUACCAUCAUCUUCACCCUACUUUUCGUUGGGGAGCUCUUCUUUGACAUUGACAGUGGACGGAAUGCUCCCCUGCACUCGCCGCCCUCCGAGCACUACACCAUCAUCUUCAACACCUUCGUCAUGAUGCAGCUUUUCAAUGAGAUCAACGCCCGCAAGAUCCAUGGCGAGCGCAAUGUGUUCCAUGGCAUCUUCAGCAACCCCAUCUUCUGCACCAUCGUGCUAGGCACAUUUGCCAUCCAGAUUGUCAUCGUCCAGUUCGGUGGAAAGCCCUUCAGCUGUUCCCCGCUGUCCACGGAGCAGUGGCUCUGGUGCCUGUUUGUCGGUGUUGGGGAACUGGUUUGGGGACAGGUCAUCGCCACCAUCCCUACCAGCCAGCUCAAGUGCCUGAAGGAAGCAGGACAUGGGCCCGGGAAGGAUGAGAUGACUGACGAGGAGCUGGCUGAAGGAGAAGAAGAGAUUGACCAUGCUGAGCGGGAGCUCCGCAGGGGCCAGAUCCUCUGGUUCCGGGGCCUCAACCGGAUCCAGACACAGAUUCGGGUGGUGAAAGCGUUCCGUAGCUCCCUCUAUGAAGGCCUGGAGAAACCAGAAUCCAAGACCUCCAUCCAUAACUUCAUGGCGACGCCUGAGUUUCUAAUCAAUGACUACACCCACAACAUCCCGCUGAUUGACGACACGGACGUGGAUGAGAAUGAGGAACGCCUGCGAGCCCCCCCUCCGCCCUCCCCCAACCAGAAUAACAAUGCCAUAGACAGCGGCGUCUACCUGACCACGCACGGCACCAAGUCAGCUACCUCGUCACUGUUUUCUUCCAGACCCGGGAGCCCGCUCCACAGCGUGGAGACGUCCCUCUAA